AUGCAGCCUGUUAAUAAACUGGAAAAUGGGGACGUGCUUGGACUUUGAUCAGUUUCAUCCACUAAAGUGUCACAUCAAAGACUUGCUGAACGAGUUGAUGUUGGGAUCCAUGCCAGGCACUGUGUUGGUGUUUGCUAUAGUCCGACUUCGCCUAUGUCUUUGUAAAGGAAACGCCUCCAAAUUAGUGAGCAGAAGCUCUGCGAUCUGCAUGUACAUAGCAUGCGUAUUAUCUUCAGUAGUUUUACAAGCGCUUCUUCUUUCCCCAGAAUUUUUUCUGGACAAAAAUAUAAUUCUUCAGGAUGUUAUUGUUACACAUUUUGAUAAUAUGUCUGCAAGUUCAAGCGAUAUAUGUUAUAAAUUUUUAAGCAACAUUCAUUCCGCCGUAUUAUUUUAUAAAUGGAUCAAUAUCAUUUUUUGCUUCGUCCUUCCACUUUUAGUGAGUGUCGCUAUUUAUCUCAAAAUCAGCCUCUAUGUUUACAAAUCUGCAAACAGAGUACAUAUGCAUUCCGUUAACCCUCCUCAGAAUACCACAAGGAACGUCCUCGGCCCAAACCUUCAGCAGAUUCAUCGCUCCUUAAUAUGGGUUGUCUUUGUAAUGGUCGUUUGCUGGGCUCCGCUUAUAACUACUCAAAUUGUGAUGCUUCUACCAGCAGAAAGUAGAUUUGCUUACGCAUUUCAAGAAUACUCGGCAUUAAUUUUACUUGUCCUAUUUCCUGUUGAAGAAGGGAUCAUGCAAGGUGACAAACGAAAAAGACUUUACAAGCUUUACAGACAAUUAUUUUUCAAAUCGCAACAACAGAAUAUUCAAACAACUGACAGAUGUAAUGAUGCCAUAUUAAUUCCAACUCUGUCACAGAGGGUUUCAACGUGCAUUUUUAGUUGUAGUUUAGAAGAAGAUGGUAUACGUAAGUCAUCUGAUGUAAAAAUUCUAAAUUUAAACAUGACCCAUUUAGCAGGAAAAACUGUCACGUGCCGGGAACUGGCUAGCACUACCUCAGUUCAUAGUUUUAGUUAUUCUUCAUCAUCUAGUUUAUUUUCGAGGCGACGUGGGCUUAUGGUCCCAUCUUUGAAGUUGUCAGCAGAUUUACGAUCUGAAAGGUCUUCUGUUUUCAUAAUUUCUAAACCUGGAUCUCGGACUUCAAUAGAACAGAGUUCAGUAUUCUCAUCCAGCAGCGAAACUUUCACGCCACUCUUUCUCCGAUUAAAUCGAGAUAUAAAUAGUAUGAUCGGAGAGUAUACACAAGACCUAGCAUUAGAAACACUUGAUUGCUCACCAUACUCACUUCGGACAGUUUCCUUCAGUUCAUCUGUGUCAUUCGAUGAACAGACACUAGCAAGUAACGACAGAUUCUCUGCAUCGCGAACCCGAUCAAGAUGGACACCUUUUUCCAGGAGUUUAUCGUCUGCAGCGAAAUAUUCUGAAUCUGACGAUACUGUGUAA
Saccostrea cuccullata (small rock oyster) is the source of this 1441-nucleotide messenger RNA. RefSeq lists its product as uncharacterized. Gene Ontology annotation, biological process: G protein-coupled receptor signaling pathway. The transcript has 2 exons. The record is from RefSeq and is a predicted model, not a curated record. Gene Ontology annotation, molecular function: G protein-coupled receptor activity. The coding region runs from base 26 to 1441 and encodes 471 amino acids. Gene Ontology annotation, cellular component: membrane. Lineage: Eukaryota; Metazoa; Mollusca; Bivalvia; Ostreida; Ostreidae.